Dipodomys ordii (Ord's kangaroo rat) is the source of this 6404-nucleotide messenger RNA. RefSeq names its product solute carrier family 5 (sodium/myo-inositol cotransporter), member 3 (gene Slc5a3). The transcript has a single exon. Gene Ontology annotation, cellular component: plasma membrane. Lineage: Eukaryota; Metazoa; Chordata; Mammalia; Rodentia; Heteromyidae. The coding region runs from base 754 to 2910 and encodes 718 amino acids. Gene Ontology annotation, biological process: myo-inositol transport; inositol metabolic process; transmembrane transport. The record is from RefSeq and is a predicted model, not a curated record. Gene Ontology annotation, molecular function: D-glucose:sodium symporter activity.
UUAAAAAAAAAUUCAUUAGCAUAAAUGGAUUGUACAACGAUUUCAGUGUGAUAUUUAAACAUGCAUAUAAUGUAUUUUGUUUCAGUUCACUCUAUGUAGGAUGCUUUCAGAUCUUGAUGUGUGUUCCAAAUACACUGUCACAGUAAGAUAAGGACAAUAUCAUGGAGAAGUUAGGCCAUUUAGUUCAUGAGGAAGUUUUUGUUCCUGAUUCAAAAUAAUGAGUCCUAAUCACUGACUUUUAAGUAUUGGCUGAGACAGUAUGGAUUGUUCUUUGCUGUGGAAUUCAAGUGUGUUAUUUUUUUUUAAAAUAAAGAAUGUUUUGUUGCGCCAUGUUUGCUCAAUUGAAAGUUUCCUCAUCUCGUGGUGAGACCCUUCUCUAAUUCAAUCUUUGUCUUUUGUCUUUGCUGCCUUGCAGGGUUGGUACAAUAGGCUUCACUAGACUUAGCUGCAACUCAGAAUUUCUCCUCCAGCACCUGAGUAAAUGCUGAUGGUCUUGUGGAGAGUGGAUUAAGAGUACGAGCUAAGUUCUCAAUCUCAAUUAAGAAGCGGAGGAAAAUUUAACUGUCUCCUUCAGAGUUUAUCACAACCACCACCAUCAAGACAGCAAACCAAAGGACAAAGACUUUGACCUGCUGUGUUUCUCUGUAUAGUCCAGUUCACGUAUGGUUUACAGACUUGGCUGGGGUGACUAAUAAGUAAAUAAAAAGUUGGACACGUCUGUCAUUUGGACACUUUGAUUCACAAUUUACCAGAAUGAGGGCUAUACUGGAGCCAACAGACAUUGCCAUAGUGGCCCUGUAUUUUAUCCUGGUCCUGUGCAUUGGUUUUUUUGCCAUGUGGAAAUCUAAUAGAAGCACCGUGAGUGGAUACUUCCUGGCGGGGCGCUCUAUGACUUGGGUAGCAAUUGGUGCCUCUCUGUUUGUGAGCAAUAUUGGGAGUGAGCACUUCAUUGGGCUGGCAGGAUCUGGAGCUGCAAGUGGAUUUGCAGUGGGCGCAUGGGAAUUCAAUGCCUUACUGCUUUUGCAACUUCUGGGAUGGGUUUUCAUCCCAAUUUACAUCCGAUCAGGGGUAUACACCAUGCCUGAAUACUUGUCCAAGCGAUUUGGUGGCCAUAGGAUUCAGGUCUAUUUUGCCGCCUUGUCUCUGAUUCUCUAUGUCUUCACCAAGCUGUCAGUGGAUCUGUAUUCGGGUGCCCUCUUUAUCCAGGAGUCUUUAGGUUGGAACCUUUAUGUGUCUGUCAUCCUGCUCAUUGGCAUGACGGCUUUGCUAACUGUCACUGGAGGCCUGGUUGCAGUGAUCUACACAGACACUCUGCAGGCUCUGCUCAUGAUCAUUGGGGCGCUCACUCUUAUGAUUAUUAGCAUGAUGGAGAUUGGUGGAUUUGAGGAAGUUAAGAGAAGGUACAUGUUGGCCUCGCCCAAUGUUACCUCCAUUCUGUUGACCUACAACCUUUCCAAUACAAAUUCUUGUAAUGUCUACCCCAAGAAAGAAGCCCUAAAAAUGUUGCGGGCUCCAACAGAUGAAGAUGUUCCGUGGCCUGGAUUCAUUCUUGGGCAGACCCCAGCCUCUGUGUGGUACUGGUGUGCUGACCAGGUCAUCGUGCAGAGGGUCCUAGCAGCCAAAAACAUUGCUCAUGCCAAAGGCUCUACCCUCAUGGCUGGCUUCUUGAAGCUUCUGCCAAUGUUUAUCAUAGUUGUUCCAGGAAUGAUUUCCAGGAUACUGUUUGUUGAUGACAUAGCUUGCAUCAACCCAGAGCACUGCAUGCAAGUGUGUGGAAGCAGAGCUGGGUGUUCCAAUAUUGCUUACCCACGUCUGGUGAUGAAGCUGGUUCCUGUAGGCCUUCGUGGCCUGAUGAUGGCAGUGAUGAUUGCAGCUCUGAUGAGUGACUUGGAUUCAAUCUUUAACAGUGCCAGUACCAUAUUCACCCUUGAUGUGUACAAACUCAUCCGCAAGAGUGCAAGCUCCCGGGAGCUAAUGAUUGUGGGCAGGAUAUUUGUGGCCUUUAUGGUGGUGAUCAGCAUAGCAUGGGUGCCAAUCAUUGUGGAAAUGCAAGGAGGUCAGAUGUACCUUUAUAUUCAGGAGGUGGCAGAUUAUCUGACACCUCCAGUGGCGGCCCUGUUCCUUCUGGCAAUUUUUUGGAAGCGCUGCAAUGAGCAAGGAGCUUUCUAUGGUGGAAUGGCUGGCUUUGUUUUUGGAGCUGUCCGGUUGAUUUUGGCCUUUACCUACCGUGCCCCAGAGUGUGACCAACCUGAUAACAGGCCUAGCUUCAUCAAAGAUAUCCAUUAUAUGUAUGUGGCAACAGCAUUGUUUUGGAUCACAGGACUCAUUACUGUAAUCGUUAGUCUUCUCACACCACCUCCCACAAAGGAUCAGAUUCGCACCACCACUUUUUGGUCUAAGAAGAGCCUCGUGACGAAGGAAAGUUGUUCUCAGAAAGAUGAACCGUACGAAAUGCAAGAGAAGAGUAUUCUGCGAUGCAACGAGAACAGCGAGGCCAUCAACCAUGUCAUUCCCAAUGGGAAAUCUGAAGAUAGCAUUAAGGGCCUUCAGCCUGAAGAUGUUAAUCUGUUGGUGACCUGUAGAGAGGAGGCUAACCCAAUGGCUUCCUUGGGUCCUUCAGAGGCAGAAACACCAGUAGAUGCAUAUUCCAAUGGGCAAGCGGCUCUCAUGGGUGAGAAGGAGAGAAAGAAAGAAACGGAUGAUAGAGGCCAGUACUGGAAGUUCAUAGACUGGUUUUGUGGCUUUAAAAGUAAGAGCCUCAGCAAGAGGAGUCUCAGAGACCUGAUGGACGAGGAGGCUGUUUGUUUACAAAUGUUAGAAGAGACUCCACAAGUUAAAGUAAUACUGAAUAUUGGACUUUUUGCUGUGUGUUCGCUUGGAAUUUUCAUGUUUGUUUAUUUCUCCUUAUGAACUUAAGGAUACGAUGAGACACUUAACUUAAAAUACUGGUCUUUGGGGGAAAAAUUAUGUAACUGUCGCAUCUCUCUCAGGCAUUGUUUACGCAGUAGGUUUUAGCCAAACUUUACUUAGCAGAACGCCAUCUAUUUGUAAGACUUUAUUUUCCUAGAGAUGGAUGAAAGUAGAUCCUCAAAUUAAGUGGCGCAGAACAGACUUAAUUGUGCAAAAAUGUGGUUUUAAAGCAUUACAUACCAAAGUAAGGAGGUCACUUAGAGCAGAAUACAUAUCAAAGGUAUUUUAAGAAAAUAUAUAUCAGGACUGCCAAUUCUUGGUAGACUUUAUGCUGAAGAUUGUUUAUUUCUAAUUUGUUUUGUUUUGUUUCUGUAGUCCAUAUUACCUUUUAAAGAAACCUGAAUUUUUAGAAUACUCUGUAAUGCGUUACAUACUGAAAAUAUAAUGUCCUUGAGUGGUCCUUCUUUUAGGGCAGGUUAGGUUUGCCAGGUUUGUUUUGUUAGUGUGAGUCUGUGGAUGCUGACUGCCAAGAAAAGGAAGGAAUGUUUCCUGUUUGUAUUUUAGUAUCACUUGUAUGUAGAGUGUUGUGGGGGAGAACUUUAUUCCAGCUAUUCCCCCUCUGUUUGUUUCUAUUUUCAUGGAGGUUUAAGUGAAACAUACUCAAAUGACCACCAAGUGUGUCUAUAAAGUUUUGUCUAAAUUGUGUUGUUAAAUAAUUAUGGGGGAUAGUAGAAGGGCCAUUACUUAUGAGUCCCACGUUUAUUGACCAAAUUAAGGUUUCUUUUCAAUAUAGUUUGGGAAUAAGCAGUUCCUAAGCAGUGUUUGACUUAGGCUAAAAUGAUUAAUCAUGCUCUGCCAAUUUUCUAGCUUUUUCUUGUAGUUUGAUGACAUUUUUAUUAGUCAAAGUUUCCUUCCCAAGUGGAUCGAUUCGGGAUAUAUAUAGUCCAUUAUCUUGAAAAAGUGGCGCUGCUUUUGUGUGCUCAGUUACCCAGGUUAGUGAAGCUCUCGAUAUAUGGAGAAUGAGAUUUCAAGAGGGAAACCUCAACUUUGAGAUCAGAAUGCAUUUUUCUUCCCCAGUUCUUAUCCCCCCCCCAAAUUGCCAUUUGUUGUUAUAGUCAUGUAGAGCAUGAGGAUGUUUCAGUGAGAAUAGGCUUUCUGUUACAGAAAACUCAGAGAGCUGACUUGCUAUUGGUAGAUUAGCAGUAUAAUCUUUCUGUAGGAUGGAUAGCAUGUUGGAAAGGUGCCAUGAACAAGAAUUGUGUCUAUAGAGGAUGUUAUAGGACUUGUGUAGAUAGGGUACUCUUGUCUAGACAUGAGUUGAUACCAGUUGCAACAUUUGUGGGUAGGGAUCUUUAUUGAGGAGGGGUACAAAGGAUGUUAAGGAAAGGCUUUGUGAGUGAUGUAGUUUUGUGUCCUCAACACUGCCCUUUGUCCUCCAGGAAACAUGAAAAAAACUAAUUGUGUAUCUACUUUCUUUGUCUUUAAACUGAUACUUUUUAAAUUGCAUGAUUUUACUAAGCCUUGUAUUCUUUAGGGAAAAUUACUUUUAUAGGUAAUUUUGUAGAUUUUGAAUCAAAACUCAGUCCUGAUGACUAAAUUUUUUGUAAUGUAUACACUAGUUUGCUUAUGGUGGACUUGAUUAGUCUAAAGUUGAUUUUAGAAAUAAUCAGGUAGUAUAAUGUCUUCCUAUCUUCAGGAGGCUUUUCUGAUGGAUUGAGUCUAUAGAUGAAAAAGUAAUUCAUGUAUGAUUAGCAUGUAUUUCUGAAGAGCUUAGAGUGCCUUGUAUAAUUUUUGUUCUCAAUUUUAUCCUUGAGAUUUAUAACAUGGGGCCAAGUAAAUAGGGACCAUUCUUGUCUUGUAUGGAGAGUGAGGCUGUGACACGUUCAAGGCUACUAAACCUAUUUGGGAAGAACAGAAACCAAGUCUCCAAGUCUAGACUCAGAAUUUUGUCCAGAUGUGUCUCGACAAAUAGUUUGUGCUAUUUUUUCCUCUUUUGAUAUAACCUUUUCAUGUUUUGGAAAGGGUCUUGCAUUUUCCAGAUUGGUGUUAAAGUACAGGAAUUAACAUUUCUUUGAACUCUGAACACAUUUUUCACAUAGCCCUGAGCAUUGACACAGUGGCCAGGCAGCCUUAUCUUUUCUCUCUAUAACAUAAGUGAAUAGGAAAGUGUGUAUGUGACUUUUUCUCCUUUAUUUAAUAUUGAGUACUAAUACUUUGGAGAAUUAGGGUCCCUGUACCUUUUCUCUUUUGUGUCAGUAAGAUACAUAAAAUAUAUCAUCUUGUGUCUGUUGGUGUGUGUAUAGCAGUAGGUCAAGGUUAGAGUACUAAUGUGUGUAAAUAAGGAAUGACUAUUAGCAUGUCCAUUAGAGUUGUUUAUUCUUAUUAGUGUAAACAUCACUUUAUUUAUACUGAAGUCCAUGAAGCUUUUUCCGUCUUAUUGCUUCCCAGGAAUAGAUAAUGUUCUUGAAUCAGUAUGUGAAUUGCUGAUGGCAUCUUCCUUUGGGGAACUGAUCUUUAGUCUGUUAGAUGCAGUAAGUGUUCAUAGGAUGAUACACUGACUUUCUUAAAGUAGCAAAAUGUUCAUUCUUUACACUUGAGUAAAUGAAUCCUAAAAGAUGACAUUGAUGUCUAUACAAUGUGUGUACUUUUAUGUUUGCUCAAACUAAGCUAAGGUAUAAUAGCUAAAAGUCAAAGUGAAAAGUAUGAAUGGCAUUGAUUGGUUAAUGGGCGGUGGGGGGAGGGGCGUUGCAGUGGACAGGAGAAAAAAAUACCAUCUUUGCCAGCUGUGAAUGAUAUCCUCCAGCGCCUAGAUUUUUGUCUUCUCAGGUCAGGCAGUCUUCAUCUCCUGAUCUGAAGAGUUUAGUAUACUGGAUUGAAGAAAGAUUUUUUUUUUUAAAUGGUAUGGGACCUUUGGAUUCUCUGUUCAUCUCAGAAGAUUCUGACCUGUCAUCCCAAGAGUGAACUAUUGAAGCAGGUUCUCCCUCAUCUGCCUUUUUUUUGAGGAGAUGACUACUUGUUUUGUUUUUAGAAAAGCAAGUAAUAGCAGUGGUGCUGUGUGUAUCCUUUGAUCCAUACUCAGUAGAUCUGAUCUCCAGGGCUUCCUUUUCAUUUACUUGGCUCAAAGGAUCCAUUGUGUUUUUUUGCACAGACUGGCCAGGGUCUCAAACCAUAGCAGAAGAGAUUGCCAGACCCAUCCCUCUGUGAAACUUUCCAUUUUAAGAAUUGUGCAGGAGCGUUGUUAUUCAGCUCUUUAUCCCCAGACUAAGCAAAAGUUUACAUUCCUAGAGCAUCAAAAAUUUGUGGAUUUUUGCCAGGUACAUGGUCUUCCUCUCUUUUGAGUAUGAUUUAAUGUAGUCUAUGAGUUACUCUUGUGGUUUUUCACACAUAAAGCAGCUAUAGUAUUAGCCAUUAAAGAAUUAGGUCUGGGCUGGGUGCUAGUGGCUCAUGCCUAUAAUCCUAGCUACUCAGGAGACUGAAAUCUGAGGAUUGCAGUG